Molecule: messenger RNA, 2055 nt
Organism: Strongyloides ratti
Lineage: Eukaryota; Metazoa; Nematoda; Chromadorea; Rhabditida; Strongyloididae
Product: GPI inositol-deacylase
Exons: 4
Coding region: 1-2055 (684 amino acids)
Biological process (GO): GPI anchor metabolic process; endoplasmic reticulum to Golgi vesicle-mediated transport
Cellular component (GO): endoplasmic reticulum
Molecular function (GO): phosphatidylinositol deacylase activity
Source: RefSeq, a predicted model, not a curated record
AUGUUUUUUAAUAUUGAUAGAGGAUAUAAAUUAUUUUUUAUAUUAUUAAUAAUAUGGAUAAUUUAUGAUCUCAAAACUAGUCUUCAACAAUUUAAACAUUCAUGUUCAAUGACUUCUAUGUGGAGAUAUCCACAGCUUUAUUCUUUAUAUGAAAAUAAAGAUUUAAGAUAUAAUUUUUAUUUAUAUGGUGAAGGUCAAUAUUUUUAUGAGUUAUCACAAAGUCAAAAUUUCAAUGGUAUUCCUAUUAUUUUUGUUCCAGGAAAUGCUGCUGAUGCCGCAAUGGUUAGAAGUAUUGGAUCAAUUUUACAAAAUAAAACAGAACGCCUUCAAUCACCCUUUCGAUUUAAUGUUUUUUCCGCUCAUUUUAAUGAAGAAUUUAGUAUAUUUGAUACAACAAUUUUAAAACGUCAAGCAAAAUUUCUUAUAAAUAGUAUUAUUGAAUUAGAAAAAUUAUAUAAAAAUAAACGAAAUAAAAAAUAUGUUUUAUUGGGACAUUCAAUGGGUGGUAUUGUAAUAAAAAUGGCAUUGAAAAAUUCAGAAUGGUUAAGAAAAAAUACAGCAUUUAUUUUAGUUAUGGGUACAAUGUUAAAAGAUCAUCCAAUUAAAAUUACUAAUGAUUUUAUUAAUAUUUAUCAUCAAAUUUCUUCUUUAAAAGAUAUACCGGUAAUAUCUAUGCAUGGAGGAUUUAUGGAUGAAUUGAUAGAAGAAUCAUUGACUAAGGAUAAUAAUUCAUUAACUGUUGGUUAUCAAGGUAUUGAUCGUGUUUGGUCGAUGGCUGAUCACAAAUGUCUUGUUUGGUGUAAUGAAGCACAACGAUCUAUUUCAAGACUAUUAUUUGAGUACGCAACAACUUCUGAAAAAAAUAUACCUCUAACAAAGUUUAAUUCCCUUUUUCAAAGAAUAUUUAAUUCAUCAACAUUCGAUUACAAAAUCAUUAAACAACAGGAAUUAGAUGAUAGUUAUGAACAAAUUAAUAAAGGACUUUUAAAUAAAAAUGGAUAUAUUUUCGCAAUUGGAAAAAUUAAUUUUAACCUUCCAUUACUGUAUAAACAUAAAAACAAAAAUGACAUAAAUUUGUAUCCUAUAAAAACAUACUUUUACAGUCGUCAAAUGGAAUAUAUUUAUUCUCUUGAAACAAUUGAAACAAAUGAAAAUUAUUAUAAAAAUAAAAAUACAAAAAUUAAGGGAGAUAAUCAACAGGCAAUUUCUAUGAAUAAUAAAUUAUUAUUUAAUUUUUUUGACAAAAAUACAAAAUCAGAUGGUACAUUAUUUGUUAUAUCUAAUUCUAAAACAUUUUUUACCAAUUCAUCUAUUGUAGAGUAUGAACUUAAUUACAAAAUUGAUUUUAGUUUAACAAUAUUAAGAGCAAUCAAAAUUAAUAUUUCUAAUAUUCCAUUUUUAUUAUCAUUUAUGGUUAUUUUAUUUUCUUAUGAUACCAAUUUAUUGUUUAAAAUAUUGUCUAUACAGAUAUUAUUUUAUACUGUAACAAGUUCAAUAAUAAGUACAACUAUUUUAUUUUUAAUUGGAAUAGUUAUUAUUUAUUGUCUUACCAAUUUAGGUGAAACAUUGGUAACAGUAUCAGAAAUAUUAAAUAUUAAUGAUAUCAUCAUUAAAAUAUAUAGGUGGAUGUAUGAAAAAGUAUCAUAUAAUUUAUUAAUAACAUUAUGUAGCUUAUUAAGCUUAUUUUUUCAACCUUUAUAUCUAGUUUACUCAUUAAUUUCAUUAUUAUUAUCUCCAAACAUUUUAAUAUUUUUUAUUUCAUUUAUUUUGUAUUUACCAACAUAUUUAAUAUUUUAUCAAUUACCGGAUUUUACUUUUUCCUUCAAAGGUAACAGAUUAUAUGAAUGGUCAGCAAUCAUUCAACUUGUUUUCAUGUACUUUUCAAGAAAAAAAAAAAUCAAUAUUUCUCCAUGGAUAUUUUUACUUCCAUACUGGUUAUUAAUUACUUUUAAUAAUUCAAUUUUUACUGUAUGGGAAUAUAUAAUGAUAGUACAAGCAACAAGUAUUUCUUUAAUGUUUUUGAAGAUCAAAAUAAUUAAAUUAAAAAAUUCAUAA